Molecule: messenger RNA, 2979 nt
Organism: Salvelinus fontinalis (brook trout)
Lineage: Eukaryota; Metazoa; Chordata; Actinopteri; Salmoniformes; Salmonidae
Product: cyclin-K-like
Exons: 10
Coding region: 182-1828 (548 amino acids)
Biological process (GO): regulation of transcription by RNA polymerase II; positive regulation of DNA-templated transcription, elongation
Cellular component (GO): nucleus; cyclin/CDK positive transcription elongation factor complex
Molecular function (GO): cyclin-dependent protein serine/threonine kinase activator activity
Source: RefSeq, a predicted model, not a curated record
AUUUCUGUUUUAGAAUUUGUGCUAUUGCUCAUAAUAAUAACAACCCUCACCGGCAUCUGACGUAUAACAAAAAUGGCGGCGCCCAUGUUACAGUGGAGACUGUUGUCGGUGACUAAUUCAGUCUAAAUAUAAAACGAUUAUUUAAUCGAUUGUUGAUAUUGUUACUCAUUAUAAAGCCUACAUGAUAAAGUCUUCUAGUUCAGCGGGUCCAUCAUCCUCUUCUCACCAGAUGAAGGAAAACAACCACCCCUCCAGUGGUCAGGCCUUCCUGGACCAUAUCAAGCCAUGCUGGUACUGGGACAAGAAGGACCUGGCCCACACCCCGUCCCAGUCUGAGGGCCUGGACCUGGCCACAGAGGCCCGAUACCGCAGGGAGGGGGCCCGGUUCAUCUUCGAUGUGGGGACCAGACUCGGACUACAUUAUGACACCUUGGCAACAGGUAUCAUCUACUUCCACCGUUUCUACAUGUUUCACUCUUUCAAACAGUUCCCCAGAUAUGUGACCGGUGCGUGUUGUCUCUUCUUGGCUGGGAAAGUGGAGGAGACUCCUAAGAAAUGUAAAGACAUCAUCAAGACGGCUCGCAGCUUACUGAACGAUGUACAGUUUGCCCAGUUUGGAGACGACCCAAAGGAUUUUCGCCACCAACAGGAAGAGGUUAUGGUGCUAGAGAGGAUCCUGCUACAGACGAUCAAGUUUGACCUGCAAGUGGAACACCCUUACAUGUUCCUCCUGCGAUACGCCAAGCAGCUCAAAGGUGACAAAACCAAAGUUCAGAAACUGGUGCAGAUGGCCUGGACCUUCGUCAACGACAGUCUGUGCACCAUGCUGUCCCUGCAGUGGGAACCAGAGAUCAUAGCUGUAGCAGUCAUGUACCUGGCUGGACGGCUGUGUAAGUUUGACAUCCAGGAGUGGACGUCCAAGCAGUCUUCACGGAGAUGGUGGGAGCAGUUUGUCCAGGACGUCCCAGUGGAGCUGCUAGAAGACAUCUGUCACCAGAUCCUGGACCUGUACUCCCAGGGGAAGACCCCCAUCCCCUCGGGUCUGGAGCUGGAGACCAAGCAGAGAGGACCCCCCCAGCCCCCUGUCCCAGCCCCCCCACAGCCUCCAGGGGGUGUCCCACUACCCCCCCCACCCAAGAGGAUCUCCCCUCAAGGCAGCCCCCCACGCCAUCCAAAACGCCCACAUAGCUCUCCAAAAGAGGAACCCAAACCUCCAGAACAAGUGGGUUCUAAGAUUCCACGGUUGGAGAGCCCUAUGCCCCCCCUGCCCGCUUCUCAACCGCUGCCUGAUCGUAAGGCUCCCCCAGUGCCUCCUGAAGCUGAGCCAGCCACGGGUAGCGAGCCCGUUCCCCCUCCCCCCUCUCACGCGCCACCCCCCCACCAGCCCCCUCCCCUGCCCCACCGCCCCCCUCCUCCUCCUCCCUCUAGUUACAUCAUGGGAAUGUCCACCUCUAGCUCCUACAUGUCAGGGGAAGGCUUCCAGAGCCUUCAGUCUAUAAUGAAGACAGGAGAACCGUCCUAUGCCCCCAUGCCCCCCAACUACGGUCCCCCCAUGCCCUAUCAUCCUCAUGGCUACCCCAACGCUCCACCCCCAGGACCCCCACCCAGCACUUACCCACCCCACAACCUGCCCCCUCCCUCUCCGGCCUACCCUCCACCAGGCUACAACUACCCUGAGUACCCCCCGCCACGCAUGCCCCCAGGGCACGGGGUGCCACCUCCGGGGAUGGGCAUGCCUCCUGGGGGGUACCCUCCACCGCCAGGCCAGCCCCAGGUGCCCCUGCAACCCCCUGGCAUGCCAAUGAACCGUGGGGGAUGGAUGAGAUGAAAGGAGGAGUGGUGGAGGAGAGAGGGAAAGAGAGAGAAGGAUGAAAGAGUGGAGGAAUGUCUGAAGCUAACAGUACACUUCCUGUUGUGCAGAACUUUAGCUGGGUCGUGUUCAUUAGUCACCAAACGGAAGAAACUGACUACUGAGGGGCUACCUGCACUUGUCCAAUAGGAAAUGCUCAUUUUUGUUUCUGUUGCAAAACUGUUUGGUACACUGUGUCCUAAUGAAUACAAGCCUGGAGUCCACUGGAGAUGUUAACAAACAAAAGAUUUUUACCUCAGAGAGCCAUGUCUGUUCUACACUCUCUUGGCUGCUUGUGGAAUCCCAGGCAUGUAAAGGUUACGACCUCUGGAAUCUGUCCUGCCAUUCUGUAGAGAUUCUAUCAGUACCACAUUCCAAGUGGUUCCUUUUGAGAAAGACGAGGCAGAUCAUAUUGAAGUCUUGACAUGGUUGAACAUAUUUUGAGACGUACUGAAAGGAAAUACAAUUUAUAUUUAGACUGAAGGUUCGAAUGAUGCUAUAAAACCUGCUUGUUUUUGCUUUAGUUUUUAGUCUGCAUCGAAAAAGGAUAUAUUUUCAGUACUGUGAUAACUUUACCCUGUGUGUAUGUGGAGAACAAGUUGGGUUAUCGCAGAAAAUACCAAACACAUUUGUCUUUUUAUUUAGCUGUGUGAAUAUUGAUUCGUCUGUAAGUCGUAUUGGACUGGAUGUAACAUAUAUAAUAUCAGGAAUAGCUCUUCCACUGUUAGUCAUGAGCUGAAAGACAUCGGCAACCCAUAUCUGGUUCUGAACAGCCGGUGGAUAGGACCCUGGACAGGCAGGAGUGUAUUUGUACAUGAUAAAGUUACUAGGUCUUUCUAGACAGCUCAUAUCCUUAGUUAAUCAGGCUUUACUUUAAGACAAUUGCGUUCUCCCUCCCUACACACCCACACUUGAUUUUGUGUCUCACAGGCACUCGGGAUAAUAAAAUAAAAAGUCUAAACUAGUGUUGUCUUUAUUUAGUCUGUGUUGAAGUAGUCUAGUAUGUGUUACCAUACUGCCUAGACUGGUUCAUCGUGUGCAGAAUCCUGGGGUUUGAGGCUGGUGGUGUGUGUUUGUUCACAACUUUGUUGUGUUGUGUUCUUGACAGUAUUAAAGUCAGGUUCAAAUUG